UAUUUACAUUGAAGCGCGUGUCGCGUGAUUGGUUGGCUUGGCUGACGUGCGUGUGUUGACGUUCCAUCAAAACAAAGCACGGUCGCGCGUCUCAUCGAGCAUUUUACCACGGUACUUCGUUGCGAAUGCGUCGUUUUCUUAAUAACGUGUUUCACGAAAGUGUUAGUUGUCUAUUCAAUCGUGUGUGCAUUAUUAGCUUUUAAGUGAUUAAGUGCGUGGAUUAUGAUGGCAUCCACUGUAAAAUUCACUUCGGAUGAAAGUUUGGGUGAAUCUUGGGUGGAAUUGAAUCCAGUUCCCGACAGGAUAACACCGUUACCGUUUAGUAGUGGAGGUGAAGAAUAUCUUCGAUUGCUUAGAGAAGCGCAAAGAGAUUCUUUGCCCUCGUCAGCUAGGCAUUCUUUGGCAUCUUCCCGUCGAGGCACACCAAGGGAUAGCCCAAAGAGUCCACCUAACAGUCCAAACACGGAAUUAUCAACCGAGGAUGAACUCAAGGGAGUUUAUAUAAAUUAUUGCUGCAACAAGGAAUCCGAAUUUCUGGAGAAGAACACCGAUUGGAUCUAUGAAUGGAGUUCGCGUCCGGAUCAAGCACCACCGAAAGAUUGGAAAUUCAAGCAUCCUCAGGGAAUGAAUAAAAGAAAAUCUUAUAGCAUUCGUACAACGAAAGUGGGAAAAAUUGGAUUGUUCUCAAAAGAAGUCCUUUAUACUCUUGUUAUCACGAAUAUUCUAUCCGUUUUGGUUGGAGCUGGCUUGGGGGUUUGGUUGUCCAGGCGGGGAUCGAUAACGACCAGCGUGACCAUCGAGUGAAAAAAAAAAGACCAGUACACGAAAGUCAGGAUUGCUGCGUUGGAGUUUGCGAGAAUACGGAGUAUAGGGUUGGUCUAUUUCGAGCCGCUAGAAAGACUGAAAAGCCAAGAAAAAAGGGUCGAUCGAGCCUAACAAAACACACAACAUAUUAUUUCGAUUACCACAAUUUAAUAUUAGCACUUUUUAUUCUAUUCUUCCCUGCCCGAAAGAAACUUAACUUACGGUGUACUUUAUUGAACGCCGUAUUAUUGUGUAAGUCAUAUGCAAUUAUAUGCUUAAAAAAAUGCUUAAAAAAAAAAAAAAAAAAAAAAAAAAAAAAAAAAAAAAAAAAAAAAAAAAAAGAAAAGAAAAAAAAGAAAAAAUAAUAUGGUUAUAUAUUUAGCGUUGUUGAGGAAAUAAGAUAAUGUCCAUUUUAUACCAUUUCUAAUGCGUUUCUAUCAGCGAUAGUCUGUAGGUAUAGCUUGGAUAGUAUUUAUCGAUAACAAUUAUUAUUCGUUAAUUGAACAGAAAAUAAAGAUUUGAGAAAAAAAAAAUAUAAAGAAUAUUUGCGUAGAUAUAUAUGUAUAUGAAACGUUUUGUGUAUGAAAACGGUUAGGAAAAUGAGAGCGUGUAUGAAAAGAAGGAAAAGAAAGAAAAGAUUUUUUGCGAUGAGAGAACGAUUUAUGCAGUGUUGAUUACAUCUUUGUUUAGAUUACGAAUAUUCUGCUGCACUAAAAUUUGUGCGUUCGAUGUUGGUACGAACCCAAGAGGCGUCUUUGCUAGUUGUUUCGUAAAGCGAAAUGUGAUAGAAAAGGUGGUAUUUAAUUAAUGGAAUUUCAUCCUUUUAUUGAAUUGAAAGGAACGAUCGAUAUGUUUUUACAACGUACAUUACGAUGAUACGAUUGUUUAAGCAUGUGGUAAGUUUGAUUAUUCGUUCCGUUCUCAUACACUUUGGAUUUUAUAUAGUUACGACCCUUAAACGAGAUGU
Molecule: messenger RNA, 1771 nt
Organism: Apis dorsata (giant honeybee)
Lineage: Eukaryota; Metazoa; Arthropoda; Insecta; Hymenoptera; Apidae
Gene: BNIP3
Product: BCL2/adenovirus E1B 19 kDa protein-interacting protein 3
Exons: 6
Coding region: 223-804 (193 amino acids)
Biological process (GO): positive regulation of apoptotic process; mitochondrial outer membrane permeabilization
Cellular component (GO): nucleus; mitochondrial envelope; mitochondrial outer membrane
Source: RefSeq, a predicted model, not a curated record